Molecule: messenger RNA, 531 nt
Organism: Williopsis jadinii
Lineage: Eukaryota; Fungi; Ascomycota; Saccharomycetes; Phaffomycetales; Wickerhamomycetaceae
Product: 60S ribosomal protein eL6
Exons: 1
Coding region: 1-531 (176 amino acids)
Biological process (GO): ribosomal large subunit assembly; cytoplasmic translation
Cellular component (GO): cytosolic large ribosomal subunit; ribosome
Molecular function (GO): RNA binding; structural constituent of ribosome
Source: RefSeq, a predicted model, not a curated record
AUGUCUGCUCCAGCUCCAAAGUGGUACCCAGCUGAGGACAACGCUGUCCCAAAGAGAACUAGAAAGACCUCUCGUCCACAGAAGCUCAGAGCUUCUUUGGUUCCAGGCAGUGUCUUGAUCUUGCUUGCUGGUCGUUUCCGUGGUAAGAGAGUUGUCUACUUGAAGCACUUGGAGGACAACACCUUGUUGGUGUCUGGUCCAUUCAAGGUGAACGGUGUUCCUUUGAGACGUGUCAACGCCAGAUACGUGAUUGCCACCUCCACCAAGGUUGACGUUUCCUCUGUUGACGUUUCCAAGUUUGAUGUUGCCUACUUUGCCCGUGAGAAGUCCUCCAAGAAGUCCAAGUCUGAGGCUGAGUUCUUCGGUGAGGGUGCUCCAAAGAAGGAGAUCAAGGAGGAGCGUGUUGCUGACCAAAAGAACGUUGACAAGGCUUUGAUUGCCGAGAUCAAGAAGACCCCAUUGUUGAAGGAGUACUUGGCUGCUUCUUUCUCCUUGAAGUCCGGUGACAGACCACACUUGAUGAAGUUCUAA